UUCAUACAAUAAUCUUAUGAAUGUAAAAGAAGGGGGAACAAUGUCUGCGUCUGGUCCUAUCAGCAACUAUUAUGUGGACUCUCUGAUCAGCCAUGAAAGUGAAGACCUCCUGGCUUCCAGGUUCCCCACCACUGGGGCUCAUCCAGCAGCAGCACGACCGUCAGGAUUAGUCCCGGACUGUGGAGAUUUUCCUUCCUGCAGUUUUGCCCCGAAACCUGCAGUGUUCACCACCUCCUGGGGUCCUGUGCACUCCCAGUCCUCUGUGGUCUAUCACCCCUACACCCACCACCAGCCACACUUGGGCACAGAUGCCAGAUAUAUGCGCACUUGGCUGGAGCCCAUCUCAGGGACCGUGUCAUUCCCAGGGUUUGCAGCAAGCAGCAGGCACUACGGACUCAAGCCUGAUGCCUUUCCCAGCAGAAGGGAGUGUGGCCCCGGCGAUGGUCGUAGCUACCCGGAUUACAUGUAUGGUUCUCCCGGAGAUCUGAGGGACAGGCCACCUCUCCACACCAUCCCCUCCCCGGAAUCUGAGGCCAUCCUUUCCAGCAAACACAAAGAGGACAAGUCUGAAUUGGACCCCAAUAACCCAGUGGCGAAUUGGAUCCAUGCACGUUCCACAAGGAAGAAAAGAUGUCCCUAUACAAAAUAUCAGACUUUGGAACUAGAAAAGGAAUUUUUAUUUAAUAUGUACCUAACCAGGGACCGACGCUAUGAGGUCGCCAGGGUUCUAAAUCUUACUGAAAGGCAAGUUAAAAUUUGGUUUCAGAACAGACGAAUGAAAAUGAAGAAAAUGAACAAGGAAAAGACCGACAAGGACCAACCCUAGAAAUCCUCACUCCUCCUUCCCUAUCAUAACCUCCAUAUAAGAGAUAUGUGAAGAAAACAUUUUGUUGUUGGCUCAAGCAUUAUCAGUAAUAAUAUAAAUAAUUAAUGACUAUGAAUGUGGAGAUCUGUGUUUAGCGUAGAUUAUAAACACACAGGCAUUUUGGAAGCACAGGCUUUUAUAAAAUGCAAUUACAAAUGUUCCUCUUCUCUGUCUUUAAGGAAAGAAAAAAAAAUCCAAGAAAAAAAAAACAAGAAAGUACUUGAAUAUUUUUUUUAGUAUUUUAUUUUGUAACUUAUACUUAUCCAGUGUUAAUUUUUAUUUGAAGAAGUUUGUGAGUGCAUAUUUUGUAUAAUUCAAAUCGGGAAAUUACCAGUAUGUUUUGUUAUAGUAUUGAAAGUAUCUUGGAUGUAUAUAUUUAUGUAUUUUAUUCUUGU
Molecule: messenger RNA, 1260 nt
Organism: Hyla sarda
Lineage: Eukaryota; Metazoa; Chordata; Amphibia; Anura; Hylidae
Gene: HOXC9
Product: homeobox C9
Exons: 2
Coding region: 17-826 (269 amino acids)
Biological process (GO): proximal/distal pattern formation; regulation of transcription by RNA polymerase II; anterior/posterior pattern specification
Cellular component (GO): nucleus
Molecular function (GO): RNA polymerase II cis-regulatory region sequence-specific DNA binding; DNA-binding transcription factor activity, RNA polymerase II-specific
Source: RefSeq, a predicted model, not a curated record